AUGACGCGCAUGUUGUUCAGUGAUGUCUUGCGGGAUUCAGCGGGCCGCAAUCUGCCCCGGAAACCCAUCGCACACAGUGAACCAUCAACCAAUGAGACAUCAGCGGACAAGAAGACCCGUCGUGUAGCUGAGAGGAAACUACACGCAGAGACGGUAGCACAAACUACUGCACCAGCAAGUGCCCUGCGCUUAACAGGCUCCAACCAUGCCCCGAAUCGUGUCAAACUUAUCCUUACCACAGUUUUGCCCUGUAAACUGUCAAAAGAAGCGUAG
Messenger RNA from Sphaeroforma arctica JP610, 273 nucleotides. RefSeq lists its product as hypothetical. Bases 1 to 273 code for a protein of 90 amino acids. The record is from RefSeq and is a predicted model, not a curated record. Lineage: Eukaryota; Ichthyosporea; Ichthyophonida. The transcript has 2 exons.